This is a messenger RNA of Lineus longissimus, 4569 nucleotides long. RefSeq lists its product as uncharacterized. Bases 118 to 1308 code for a protein of 396 amino acids. Lineage: Eukaryota; Metazoa; Nemertea; Pilidiophora; Heteronemertea; Lineidae. The transcript is spliced from 5 exons. The record is from RefSeq and is a predicted model, not a curated record.
GUAAACAAUCCACAAAAUCACAUCAUUUUCAUGAUUUUCUUCUUUGAAAUUCUGAUGAAUCAGCUUCUGAUGUAAACAUUACAACAUCUCGUUGACUCAAGAGUUGAUAAAAGAGAUAUGUCUACAGAGGUUAGUCCAGAGCCCCUUGCCCCUCUGAAACAUGUACCAAGUCAAAAAGAGGCCUUCCGCACUGAAGAUGGUUACAACAUGACAUUAAUGCAGAGAGGCAAUACUCUGGACACAUUGCCAACUGUUGCAUCUCCCCGCCUUCCCCUCCUAAAUGCAAUGUCUUGUGGUCCUCCUGCCUUCACCAGAUACCAUGGAGUGCCUCGGAGAUAUGAAGAAACAAAACCAGUCAUGGUCCAAAACUUCACACACAAAAAGAUAUUAGAUAUUGGUUAUAGCAUCCAUCAAAGAUCUCAGGGUCAGUUGGAGCGAGAGAAGGAACAAGCCGUCCAGGAAGCAGAGGAAAGAUUAUGGGAGCAUGCAGAAAAAGUCAAAUACGAAACUCUGGACAAGUUGCGUGAAAAAUUAAGUGUUGAGCAUGAGAAAGCUGUGAAGAAGUUAAAGAAAGAGCAUGAAAAAGCUAUCAAGGAGGAGGCCCUCAGAGUGGAAAGUAUCAUGCAACAGUUGGCAAUUGAACAGGUGAAGGAGGAGAGAGCGGCCGGAGAGAAGAGGCUGACAGCUGCUGUCAAGGCCACUGAGGAACGUUGUCACCAGGAGCUGCUGACAGCUGUGGCUGCAGCAAGGGCGGAGGAGAAAGAUAUGGCAGCCAAAGAAGCAGCAAGAAAGGCCAAGGAAUUUAAAGACAAAUUUGAUUGUGCAAUGGCAAAUGCUGCGCAGGAAAAAGAGAGGGCUUUGGUCACGCUCGCAGAAGAGAAGGAUUGGGAGCGGCAGGAAGCAAUCACAAGGACCCGACAGUUCGAACAGAAACAGGCAGCGCAGCGCCUCGCAGAAGUCACGGCAUCAUUUGAAGGUCGCAUCAAAGUCAUCAAACACAAACUGUCACGAAAACAGGAUGAAAUUUAUGCAUUGCAAGGAGAGUUAACGAGAGUUACGGAUUUAAGAAUGACAGCCGAGUUAGAACUUUAUGAGACACGUGCAGCCUUCCAGAAGUACAUAAACUACGUGAACAGCUUUAUACCAGGACAAGCAGACUACCAAAUGCCUCCCUCUAAAGUUGACUUUACUACAUUAAUACUGCAAUUGGAGGCUGCCGCAACAGCGGAGUCUGCAGCUAGAGCAGCAGCAGAUGAGCUGGAGGCUGAACGUACUCAGAAUAUCGCAGAGACUUCCAAUGCUAACUAACUAACUUGCCAGGAAAGUCUCUCUCCUUGAUAAUCUUAUGAUUUGCAAAUUGUGAUACCUCAAACAUAUUUCUUUGAAGUUCAAAGUGCAGAUUUUGACACUUUGCUUUAGUAAUAUGUCUCUUUCUACCCCGCUGAUGAAUAUUUAGAGCAUGAAAAUCUACACCAAGAAAAGUUUAGUCAGUUUAUCAUGGCUUAUAAAGCAUAUUAUUCCCUUUCCAUUUGAGUAUCUAUACCCUCACCGAAAGGCAGUGCACUGAAAAUGACUGCAUCACACUGCUUUUGACUGAAACCCCCACUGCAUAUGACUGUCUUAGGCAUAUCAUUUUUUCUUAAUGUUUUAAAACCACUGAUUUUGACUGAAAGACCACUGCAAAGCACUGCCACUUGCAUAUCAUUAUGAACGACGUAUUUCAAAAACACUGCCUAUGACUGAAAGACCACUGAUUUCCACUUCUCCAACUCUGAUCGAAACCCGUGGCAUUUUCAACAUGACUGAAAACCACUGCUUUAUGACUGGUGAGAUUAAGACUUGAUGGCAGUGUAAAGCAGUGGUAAUUGCAGUCAAAUUCAGUGUUAAAUAUCACCCAUAAUGCAACCUGAGACAGGAAGCUAGUAAGUUUGAAUUUGAUAGUCAAACAUUCAAGAAAUCAUGGUACCUCUUCAUAUUUCUCGAUAUUUACCCGAAUUUCAAUAUGAGAAGAGGGGAGUUUUAGUCAGUUUGAAUUGGAACACAUUUAAAGGAGCCAAAUGAAUGCAAAAAGGGUAAUCUCGGCAGACACUGAAGUUGUAUUUUCAGCAAAUCAAGAAGGCUGUAUAGGCCCUAUAGGUGUUGUAAUGGUGCAUGCAUACACUGCAAGAUAUCUGCAUGUAUCUUCAUGCAUCUACUGUAGGCCCUAUAGGUGUUAAUUGUAAUGUAUGCAUACACUGCAAAUUAUCUGCAUGGGAGCUCAAUACACAUCAAUCAGUAGAUCAUUAUUCUACAGGCUGCGUGCAGUUACUUUAUUUGGACGUCAAUUUGAUCUAGCUUCAAUCCCUGACAUCACUGACAGUAGCUAUGUGCCAUGUGUCGUUUCAACUGUCUAGUAACCCCAUCUGACCACUGUCAUUAUGACAAAGUUUGCAAUGACGUAGGUCAAGGACGUGAAUUUGUCAUCUUUUUACUGUGUCACGUCAUCAUACAAUGGCGAUGUCCUCUAUUUGUGCAGAUGACGUCAUCACUGCCAUAUUGGAUGCAAACACACCGUCUAAAAUAGGACAGCAAAAGUAACAGUUCGCUAGAAGUUUUUGCUUUUUCGAACAAUUUCUUUGGUUGUCAUCAGUACAGGGGGGUCACGUCCCCCAAACCUUUCUCGGCAUCCGUGCCUGCAUGCCAUUAAAUAAAUUAUUCAUAUUAACACUGAAAAUGACUGCUCCCUCCAAGAGGUUUUGGAAAUGGCAGUCAAAAUCAGUGGUGUUUCAGUGUGGAUUCAGUGUGCUGCGAAAUAUUUAAAUUAACACUGAACCCCACUGCCAGCCCUGUGCAUGAUGCAUAGUGGGGAGUCAUUUUCAGUGUCAAAAGCAGUGGAAAUCAGUCAGCCUAAAUAUUUUAAUGAGCACUGCUUUUGACUGCCUUACCACUGAUUUUGACUGUCUUACCACUGCUUAUGACUCCCUAACCUCUAUUUUUGAUUGCUGUAUAACUGUAUGCUUUGGUAUUGCGUGACUGAAAAACACUCCCUAUGACUGCUUUCCACUGAUUUCAACACUGCCAUAAAAAUGUGAGGUAACACUGCAACCUGACUGAAUCCUGACUGAUAUCACACUGCUUUUCGGUGAGGGUAGUAGCACUUUGUAAAUCAAGUAUGUCUUGACUAUGUAUUUUUGUUUCAAGUCCUUAUUGGGUACUGUAAUUGAUUAUGGUAUAUCUUUUAAUGAUACGCAAAUAAAUCUGUCCUCUUGAUUGAUUCAGAUCACCUGUAGAUAUGAUUGACCUGGUCUUGGCUUUCUUUAUUGAAAAAAUCAUUUGUGAGUAUACAACAUCGAUUUUGAUUAAAACAACAGCCAUGUGUACGCCAAGUUUAUAGUUAUCAGACAACAAAAUUAAAAAGUGUCCUGAUUUUGUUGUACGAGUGCCAUUUGAACUUAGACCUAUAUACUGUACAUUGGGGAUGGUACUGCUGACCUUUAAUAUCAAAGAGAUAUUGAUUAUAUUCAUUUUAUAGAUAAUAUAUGUACUUUCAUUUGUAGGGUGACCCUAAAAUGUCAGAGUAAAGCUCCAUUUAUUUAGUUUUGAUGAAUGACAUUGUAUUUUGGAGAAAUUUAAAAAAGGGGGCUCUGCUCUGGCAUUUUAUUUGAUAGUGGUACACCUUGUGUAUGCUGUGAUAUUGUAUGUAUUGUAGUAUCAAGAUUUUCCAACACCACUAGGGUACAACUAACCAGAAUGGGAGUCUGCAAACUGUUUCGAAGUUCUCAUGCAAGUUUGUCUGGGUUCAUUUCAUGAACGAGUUGGCAUAGCCUACCAGCGUAAUGUGGCUAUAGCUAUGUGAUGCUGGCUGUCAAGGGUUUGCCUGGUCUUUCAAACGGUGUAAGCUGAGCAAGACGACAAAUUCUAGCACAAUUUUGGCACCCGUACUGUGCUGCAGUCACUCAUUGGACAUAGUCCGAAUUACAAAGCCCUAUGUUAUAUUUCAUUCCCAAGUGACAGCCAGUGCCGUUUAGUGUGAUGCCAAUACGCCAAUGGUAAUUGGGGGAGGGGGGGGGGGGGGUAAGUUGGUGGUCCAUACAGCCUACACUUGAAGAGACUAUAGCGUCAGCCUCUCUGGCACCAUUUAUAAUUACAUCCGUCCACGAUUGAUUUUACAAGACCGUAAUUGUUUUCUCUAUUGGUUUUUGUCUCUCGAGUUUUUGGUUUUAUUUUUUCCUCUAUUCACUUCAAUAGAAGAAUUUUGUCACGAGUGGCUGUCUUGUAUUUUGUAAUGGUUAUGGUGAUAACUAUGGUAAUGAUAAAUGUAAAAUAAUCAAGAGGUUACCUCGUUCGUAGCUUUCAUUUGCUAAAAGUUUGGCAUGAUAAUUGUUCGAUAAAACUCUUUGUAGCAUUAACUAGAAAGGGUUGACAAUGUAAAUCUUUACUCUCAACACACACGUUUUAAAAAGGGUGUGUUUGCCAGAUAAUACAAUAAUGUGAUAAUACUCAUGUAUAGCAAGUCUAUAUUUUUUGUGUAAGGUACAUCAAGUGAUGUUGAUGCGUGCUUAAUAAAAUCAAUCUUUAUUUUUUUUAGAA